UCUCUGUUUUAGAUUACGAUGUCUGGUGAAGCAACUGGAGAGAGGAGAAGCUUCCCUUGCUGACCUCAAGAAAAACCUGGAGUACGCAGCAUCGGUGCUCGAAUCGGUUUACAUUGAGGAGACAAGCUGGCGACUGGUGGACACAGAAGAUGAGCUCAGUGACAUCCAGUCAGAGUCUGUGCCUUCGGAGGUGCGAGACUGGCUGGCCUCCACCUUCACCAGGCAGAUGGGCCUAAUGCUCCGGCGGAAUGAAGAAAAGCCCCGUUUCCGGAGCAUUGUCCACGCCGUGCAGGCUGGAAUUUUUGUCGAGAGGAUGUACCGACGCACCUCCAAUAUGGUGGGGCUCAGCUACCCUGCAUCUGUCAUAUCUGUUCUUAAGAAUGUUGACAAAUGGUCGUUUGAUGUGUUCGCCCUAAAUGAGGCCAGCGGGGAUCACGCUCUUAAAUUUAUAUUCUAUGAGUUGCUCACAAGAUAUGAUCUCAUAAGCCGCUUCAAGAUUCCGAUCUCUGCGGUGGUGUCAUUCGUGGAAGCCCUGGAAGUGGGAUAUAGCAAACAUAAAAAUCCCUACCACAACCUGAUCCAUGCUGCUGAUGUAACCCAGACUGUACACUACCUGCUUCUCAAGACUGGCAUGGUGCAUUGGUUGACUGAACUAGAGAUCUUCGCCAUGAUCUUUGCGGCUGCGGUGCACGACUACGAGCACACAGGGACCACAAACAACUUCCAUAUCCAGACAAGGUCAGACACAGCCAUCCUCUACAAUGAUCGCUCAGUGUUGGAGAGUCAUCACGUCAGCGCAGCCUACCGCCUACUGCAGGACGACGAUGAAAUGAACAUCCUCUACAACCUCUCCAAGGAUGACUGGAGAGAGCUGCGUGCUUUGGUGAUCGAGAUGGUGUUGGCGACAGAUAUGUCUUGUCAUUUCCAGCAGGUUAAAGCCAUGAAGAACUAUCUACAGCAACCUGAAGGCAUCGACAAGCCCAAGGCUCUCUCCCUACUUCUCCACACAGCUGACAUCAGCCAUCCAGCCAAAAGUUGGGACCUGCACCACCGAUGGACCACCUCCUUGCUUGAGGAGUUCUUCAGACAGGGGGACAAAGAAGCCGAACUAGGCCUGCCGUUCUCUCCACUGUGUGACAGAAAGUCGACGUUGGUUGCACAGUCUCAGAUUGGGUUCAUAGACUUCAUUGUGGUUCCCACCUUCACUGUGCUGACCGACAUGAUGGAGCGCAUCGUCACUCCGCUCAUCGACGAGGCCUCCCACUCUGGCCUUUCCACCUUUAGACGCUCCAGUCUAAACAGUAUUAGCUCAGAUGAAACCAAGAGGCACAGUGUGAAGAGCAUGGGAUCUGACAGCAGCUCGUCUGGCCAGAGCUCCCUUCUGACGGUGGACAUUAAAAACUUCAAGGCCUUGUGGAAUGAGGAAGUUUAUCAGAACAGGGAAAGAUGGAAAGCCCAGGCUACCAAAGAAGCGGAAGAGAGAGCCAAAAAGGAGGCAGAAGAGCGAGCUCAGCAGGAGGAGGCUAUGGAACCGCAGGAGGUCCAGGCAGAGUCUGAAUACCCUGAACAGAAGGAGAACAAGUCAGACAGCAAGGUGCCAGAGUCAGCAGAGGUCAGCAGGUCACCAGAUGGAAACACAGGGGAACCGAAGCAGGCGAACCCCCCUGGGAAGACGUCACACCAGAGUCCCCUGCUGCAGAACGGUGAGUUCUCAGAGGGGGGCGAAUCUCCUGAUGGUGAAGAAAACAGGAACAAAGGAAUGAGUGAGGCAGCGAUGGAAUAACAGCAGAGGAGCGUCAUGGCGACACUGAUUGCUGUUUAAAGAUUGAAGUUGGACUCUGCUGCCCUCUACAGACGACUGAAAAACUGACACCUUUGCUUCCUUUUUUUGUUCAUGUCUUUGCAUUUCAACAGCUUCUAUCACAUGUAUGUUUUCACCAUUUAUAAACAGUCAGGUGAAUUAUUCCUUAUUUCCUGCUUUUUUUUUUUUAAAUAAUUAAAAAAAAAAUUAUAAUAAUAAUGAAGAGGUUUGUUUCCAUCCAGUGGCUAUAACGGUGUCACCACUUGGAAACUAGUUUGUUUUUGUGAUAGUUUGGGCAGCGUUCUUUUAUUUUCCUUUUUAUUGCAUUUUUUUUUUUUUCAAACUCAACUCUUGUAGCUGUUUUAAAAGUCCCACUUCCACAUUCUGGAUACAUCUAUAUUAGAUUUAUUUGUUGGGAGAUGGGAGUUAAGAGAUUUGUUGCGACUUACUACCACAUAUGCAGAAUAGAUGCAUAUCUAGAGGGACUUCUACAAACGCCUAUUCUGCAUGUAGAUUAUAUGUCUGUACAGUAAUUUGAGAUUCUUGCCACAGAUCUUCAGCACUACUGUUUUAUUACCAAGUACUCCUUAAAUAAAUCUAGACUAACUUACAAAACAAUUUUCCUUUGAGCGCUCCUUAUGGUUGCUAAAGCCACAAAAAGAAAAUAUUUUGUGUUUACUUUCUUUGCAAUUUAAAUGCAUUUGUAUUCUUUACAGCCAGAUGCAAAUGGGUUUUUUUGUGUGUUUUUUUUUUUCUUUUCUGUACAUAUAUUAAAUGUUUAUUAAUGGUUGAAUAUGGAACAUAAAUCCAUCAGCCAUCCAGUGAGGGAAAUAUUUUUGAGAUAAAAUGUAAGAUAUUUGUGAAAAAAAAGUCCAAAAAUUAGAAAGCAGCUUUUUGCAAUUUUAACAUAUCACACGCUCAGAUGCAUUCGAGUUCUUUUUUUUUUUUUUGUAAAUACAAUGUUUUUGUUUAUCUUUUUGAAAGUGCAUUUGUUUUGCAUCAAUUUCCUGUACAAUUUAUGCACUACAUGUGUCUAAUAUUGUCACAUUGUGUGUUUACUUGAUGCCUUCUGAUGUGUUUUGAAGCUGUAGCAAGAGCUCAACAUUGUUGCUAAUUAUUUUUAUUUUAUUUAUUUUUUAUUUUUUUAUCAGUGUUCAGUUUUGCUUUAGUUCUGCAGAGUAGUUUUGUCAAAACAGCUUCCCCUUCUUGGUCGCUGGUGUGACAUUCAAUCAGCGUGUUUACAGUGCGCCCGUACGCCACUUAGGCUGCCGAAACUUUCACGCUCCUGCGACGCAUCUCAGGCUGCGAAUCCAAAGCGUAUCUGCUUCUCUUUGCCAGGAUUUCAAGGCCUGUGAUGUUGUAUAUAAAAUAUGUACUUAUUGCGCACUUUUGCAUAUGUACCAUAUUGGACAUGUGGGUCAAUUCUCACUUUAUGCAGUGCCUAGCAAAGGUAUUUAUGAUUUGUGUAAGGUUUCCACUUUACGUCGUGUUGGAACCACAAACUUUUAUUUGCUUUGUUUGGAUUUGUUGUGACAGAGUAACGCAUAGCUGUGAAGAAAACUAUUUUUCAACAUUUUCUGAAAACUGGGCACAUAAAUCCUGCCCCGAAUCGCUGUUUUGUACAGCCACCAUCGGGUGCUAUUACAGCAACUCGCUAAGAUUAAAUCAAGAGCAUUUAGCUUAACUCAUGUUCUCAUCACGUCCGAGUAGCUUCCCUUUCGCUGCUGAACAGAAGUCACCCCAAAGCAUGAUGCUCUCCUCUCCACUUCAAAAAUACUGCUCUAUAUGGUAUAAAAUUCCUUUGUAAUACAUUAAAGUUUGUGGUUGUAACGCAACAAAAUGUGACAAAGUUUUAAAUCGGCACCUUUGUAAUGCACUUUGCUCAGCACAUUAAUUUGCAGAAAAAGAAAAGACACAUCUGGGCAGUAUUUGCUAAGUGAUGGAUGUUUUUUUUUUUUUUUUUUCCUUAGACCUCAAAGUUUUUUGGGGUUUUUUUCUAUGAAAUUAACCACAUUUACUGUGUGAAGUUUAAGCUUUAGAAGGUACCUUUGUAUAUUAUAUUGCACCACAUGGUUAUAUCCAAACAUUUUAGAGGAUUGAACAUUUAAAAGAAAUUAUGAAAACAUAUAUAUAAAAAGUGAGGGAAGGAUUGUUUUUGUAUCCAUGUUUUUUUUUUUUUUUUAUAACCAGCUUCUGAUGGGUUACAGCAGUUUCUCAUGCACUGAAACCAUAUGCUACUUUCCAUCGAAAAGAUGCAGUCAGUGGUUAGCAAGCCAGCUGGCUGAAUGUGUGCCUCUAUCUGUACUUUCCACGUCACAAGUAACACCUGUAAACGCGUUCAGUGAUGUCGUUAAAACCCGCGCUGAUCCCGGCGCGGCCGAACCGCUAGUCGAGUUCUCCUUACAGUUUUUCACACUUAGGGAUUCGGCUGAGACGAUCUUGUUUUUAAAGAUUAAUGUUGCAGAAUAUAGUAUUUUUAAAGCUAGAUAUUGCGCUAUAUUUUGCUCACUUUCAUUCAGAGAAGUCUAUUUUAUAGCUAGGCGGCGUGGCGUAGUGUCCGUUUUUCAGUUUUAUUCGACUGUUUGCGCCUUUUUAAUCAGUCCUUUUCGUUUUAUCUCUCGUCUCCCCUGUGCGUUUGUCGACCUUGUUUUUCUUCACCAGCGCUGAAGUCAGAAUAAAAAAAUAAAAUAAAAAAUUGAAACUGUUAACGUAACGUGCAACAAUCUUUAAAUAUUAGAAAUAAAAACAUCAUUGUAAUAGGCUGCCUGACGCUUGGUAAAAGCAGAAUAUCUUUUCUGCACCAAGAGACCAACACAUGUACAGACUUGUAGUUUUUGCUCUACGUUCUUCUAGCUACUGUGAUAGCCUAUAAUAUAUAAACAUUUAACAGGACUUUAUACCGACCACCAUAGGAACAUAGCUGUAUUGCUGAUCUGUAAAGACUUCUUAAAAUGGUGUUUUGUUCUGGUUACAAUCAAACGGUCUGUUUAAUGCUUUGUUUCCCUGUUUUGUCUCUCUGUAACGACUGAUCUCAGCAACCAGUGAUCUAAUGACUGAGAGUAGAUGGAUGUAACGCGUGGGUGCGCGUGUGUGUGUGUGCUGCAAAAAUACUUAACGUGCAUUUCUGAUCUCCUCACUGUGACCUGCUCUGUCGAUGAGUGUGAUUAGAUGAGUGGCUGUGAGAGAGAGAGAGGAUUAAACAAAGAGAUGCGGUGGACUGCAUAAAUCUGGCCAAACAACUCAUUGGAGAUACAACAGCGAUGUGUUUUAGAUAACCCAAUUAACUGACGACGUUGAUCUGUUUUGGUUCAUAAAACUGUAGCAACACAAUUAUCAUAACUGAAGAUCCCAGCUGCAACAUGCCAGCGUACAGAAGUUGAUGAAUUGUUUUAAAAGCUGGUAAUAAUCGUCCUCUGCCUCUCUUGAGUGGACAGAAUGACAAGGAGCGUGUGUGUGUGUGUGCGCGUGCGUGUGUGAAUGAGUGUGUGUGAGCGAGCGAGCGCACGUGCAUGUGUGUGUCACUGUCCCAUGCUGGCCAGGCGGCCGUGUGUGCCACCAUGCUCUGUGACUGCACAGCCGUAUCAAUAAAUCUGAACUCAAAGGGCUCA
Poecilia latipinna (sailfin molly) is the source of this 5409-nucleotide messenger RNA. It is a transcript of the gene pde1cb, whose product is annotated as phosphodiesterase 1C, calmodulin-dependent b. Gene Ontology annotation, biological process: signal transduction. Lineage: Eukaryota; Metazoa; Chordata; Actinopteri; Cyprinodontiformes; Poeciliidae. The record is from RefSeq and is a predicted model, not a curated record. Gene Ontology annotation, molecular function: 3',5'-cyclic-nucleotide phosphodiesterase activity. The transcript has 16 exons. The coding region runs from base 227 to 1783 and encodes 518 amino acids.